GAAACGGCGAUUGGAAUGCGGGAGAGAGAAAUCCAACGGCCACGAUUUCAUCUCUCUCAAUUCGGAAUUUGCGCCUCUGAAAAAGUCUGGAAUAUUAGAGCGGAUUGCUUCGUCAUCUUCAGUAAGGGGACAUUGAGGACUGUGCGGGUGACUUUGCGAGAGCAACACAGAACAAGGGCCUGAAAUCGAGGAGGGACAAACGACGGUGCAGCGAUGUCGGACGAGGAACACCACUUCGAUUCUAAGGCCGACGCCGGAGCGUCCAAGACUUUCCCUCAGCAAGCUGGUACCAUUCGCAAAAAUGGCUACAUCGUAAUCAAGAACAGGCCCUGCAAGGUUGUUGAAGUUUCCACUUCAAAAACUGGAAAGCAUGGACAUGCGAAGUGUCACUUUGUGGCAAUUGACAUAUUCAAUGGAAAGAAACUUGAAGAUAUUGUUCCUUCUUCUCACAACUGUGAUGUUCCCCAUGUUAAUCGUACUGACUAUCAGCUGAUUGAUAUAUCUGAGGAUGGUUUCGUCAGUCUGCUUACUGAAAAUGGAAACACUAAGGAUGACCUGAGGCUUCCCACCGAUGAUAAUCUGCUUACGCAGCUUAAAGAUGGGUUCGCUGAAGGAAAAGAUCUUGUUCUAACGGUUAUGUCUGCAAUGGGAGAGGAGCAGAUCUGUGCUCUCAAGGACAUCGGUCCUAAAGGCUAAACACAAAGCUUUGGCUACAUCUGAUGGCUUAAAAUCCCCCAAACCAAAGUUCUAUCAAGUAUGUUACAUGUAAUAAAACCAUAUUAUCAGCACUACUUAAUGUCUACUGAUCCUUGGACAAUGCCGAAAGGAUUGGAUACAUAUUUACUUUUAAAACUGCCUGUUGACAACGUAUCAUUUGAACCCUUUUUGAGUUUGCCAAAGAUCUUGGAAUCCGCUUGUUCAGGUUGUCAGCCUGUAAUGAAAUAGGAAGAUAAGCUCACGUUUGUGCUGUUCA
This is a messenger RNA of Cucurbita maxima (winter squash), 973 nucleotides long. RefSeq names its product eukaryotic translation initiation factor 5A-2-like. The coding region runs from base 214 to 696 and encodes 160 amino acids. Lineage: Eukaryota; Viridiplantae; Streptophyta; Magnoliopsida; Cucurbitales; Cucurbitaceae. Gene Ontology annotation, biological process: positive regulation of translational termination; positive regulation of translational elongation. The transcript is spliced from 5 exons. Gene Ontology annotation, molecular function: ribosome binding; translation elongation factor activity; RNA binding. The record is from RefSeq and is a predicted model, not a curated record.